Messenger RNA from Echinostoma caproni, 996 nucleotides. The record is from the annotation of a GenBank genome assembly. NCBI's taxonomy places the organism in Eukaryota, Metazoa, Platyhelminthes, Trematoda, Plagiorchiida, Echinostomatidae.
AUGGGGUUGUCGUGGCGCGUGCGGCUGGGCUAUGCGAUUGGUCACGUUUUGAAUGACCUCUGCGCGUCGGUUUGGUUCACCUAUACUCUUGUCUAUUUCAAAUUCGGAGUCGGGGUGCCGACAGUGUUGGCUGGGACAGUGGUCCUUUUGGGUCAAGUCGCUGAUGGUCUGGCCACACCUCUCGUCGGCUUUUUUUCAGACAAAACGUCCUCCUCCCUGCAGGCACACGCGCCGGUGCAUUAUCAGCGUGCACCGAAUGGUCAGGGGGUGAACGGGCACCUCGAGCACACAGUGUACUCCUCCGAGUCUACCAGUGACCUGAUACAAGACGUGACAAUUGGAUGGGCUGCCGUCCAAAUCACGCAUCUGGCCAUGAUGAAUGAUCUCACAUUGGAACCGGGCGAACGAACACUGCUCACCUCAUUGCGGUACCUGUUCACAGUACUGAGCAAUUUGGCUGUCUAUUUGUGCACAUUCUUCCUGCUACAUCGUACUCCCGAUCCGGAACCACCACACACGACCGAAUCAGUGAAUAAUAUGACCUCUUCUCCUUACCCAGCAAAACGUAACCCGGUAUUGGGCUCACAUCCGUUACAAAAUGAUGUCGAUUUUGGCGAGGACGAUCUGCCGGCGUUUCGCAAUCUCUCCCUUGCGAUUGUUGGUGUCGGUGGCCUGGUGACAAUUCUUUUCCAUUUGUGCAUACGAACUUCCGAUGUCGUUCUCCUGCCACCAACUACGGGACCAACAGAAACGACUCCCUUACGUGAGGUCGAAAUGGAAAAGAAAUCCUCCGGGCCAAUCGAACAUCGCAUCCAUUCUUGGCGUGAUUGGCUACGUCUGCCGUUGUUUUGGGUUCAAGGAUUGUUCUACAUGACGGUUCGCUCGACCGUGAACGUUUCCCAACAAGACACAGGUAGCGACCUGGAAGUGGGCCCUGAAACAGCAGAUGAGUCAUCAGAGGACUGUAUCGAUCAUGGUUCUUCGGAAGAGGCUUAG